UUUUCCCCUUCCCCCCCCCCUCCCCCUUCCCUUCCCCUUCCCGCCGCCGCCGCCGCCAUGGAGCUCAUCACCAUCCUGGAGAAGACGGUCUCCCCGGACCGCACCGAGCUCGAGGCGGCGCAGAAGUUCCUGGAGCAGGCGGCCAUCGAGAACCUGCCAACCUUCCUGGUGGAGCUGUCCCGUGUCCUCGCCAACCCCGGGAACAGCCAGGUGGCCCGCGUGGCAGCCGGGCUGCAGAUCAAGAACUCCCUGACCUCCAAGGACCCUGACAUCAAGGCCCAGUACCAGCAGAGAUGGUUGGCCAUCGACGCCAGCGCCCGCAGGGAGGUCAAGAACUAUGUUUUGCAGACACUGGGGACAGAGACCUACAGGCCCAGCUCAGCCUCCCAGUGCGUGGCCGGCAUCGCCUGCGCAGAGAUCCCCAUGAACCAGUGGCCAGAGCUCAUCCCCCAGUUGGUGGCCAAUGUCACCAACCAGCACAGCACAGAGCACAUGAAAGAGUCCACGUUGGAGGCCAUUGGGUACAUCUGUCAGGACAUUGAUCCAGAGCAGCUUCAGGACAAAUCCAAUGAGAUCCUGACAGCCAUCAUCCAGGGAAUGAGAAAGGAAGAGCCCAGCAACAAUGUGAAGCUAGCAGCUACCAAUGCACUCCUGAACUCUUUGGAAUUCACCAAAGCAAACUUUGACAAAGAGUCUGAAAGGCACUUUAUUAUGCAAGUAGUUUGUGAAGCAACACAGUGUCCAGAUACAAGGGUACGAGUGGCUGCCUUACAGAACCUGGUGAAGAUCAUGUCCCUCUACUACCAGUACAUGGAGACCUACAUGGGCCCUGCCCUCUUUGCUAUAACUAUUGAAGCAAUGAAAAGUGACAUAGAUGAGGUGGCUCUACAAGGGAUAGAGUUCUGGUCCAAUGUCUGCGACGAGGAGAUGGACCUGGCCAUUGAGGCCUCUGAGGCAGCAGAGCAAGGGAGGCCUCCAGAGCACACGAGCAAGUUUUAUGCCAAGGGAGCACUACAGUAUUUGGUCCCAAUUCUGACACAAACAUUAACAAAACAGGAUGAAAAUGAUGAUGAUGAUGACUGGAACCCCUGCAAAGCUGCAGGAGUCUGCCUGAUGCUCCUGGCCACCUGCUGUGAAGAUGACAUUGUUCCCCAUGUCCUGCCCUUUAUUAAAGAACACAUUAAAAACCCAGACUGGCGAUACAGAGAUGCAGCUGUGAUGGCUUUUGGGGGCAUUUUGGAAGGACCAGAGCCUAACCAGCUCAAACCACUAGUCAUACAGGCAAUGCCAACUUUAAUAGAGCUAAUGAAGGACCCCAGUGUGGUGGUGCGGGACACGACGGCCUGGACAGUGGGCAGGAUCUGUGAGAUGCUGCCUGAAGCUGCCAUCAAUGACAUUUACCUCGCCCCCCUGCUGCAGUGUCUGAUGGAGGGCCUGAGUGCUGAGCCCAGGGUGGCCUCCAACGUCUGCUGGGCCUUCUCUAGUCUUGCUGAAGCUGCCUAUGAAGCUGCAGAUGUGGCUGAUGAUCAGGAAGAACCAGCAACCUACUGCUUAUCCUCCUCGUUUGAGCUAAUAGUCCAGAAACUUCUGGAGACUGCAGAUAGGCCUGAUGGACACCAGAAUAACUUGAGGAGUUCUGCAUAUGAGUCUCUGAUGGAAAUAGUGAAAAACAGUGCCAAGGACUGUUACCCUGCUGUCCAGAAGACAACUCUGGUCAUCAUGGAACGACUUCAGCAAGUGCUGCAGAUGGAGUCACAUAUCCAGAGCACUUCAGACAGAAUCCAGUUCAAUGAUCUUCAGUCUCUUCUUUGUGCUACUCUACAGAACGUCCUGCGGAAGGUGCAGCACCAGGAUGCGCUGCAGAUCUCCGACGUGGUGAUGGCCUCUCUGCUGAGGAUGUUCCAGAGCACAGCAGGCUCAGGGGGUGUGCAGGAGGAUGCCCUGAUGGCAGUCAGCACCCUGAUUGAAGUCCUAGGUGGAGAGUUUCUGAAGUACAUGGAUGCCUUCAAACCCUUCCUUGGCAUUGGACUGAAGAACUAUGCUGAGUACCAGGUCUGUCUGGCUGCAGUGGGCCUGGUUGGUGACUUGUGCAGAGCCCUGCAAUCCAACAUCUUGCCUUUUUGUGAUGAGGUUAUGCAGCUGCUCUUGGAGAACUUGGGGAAUGAAAAUGUCCAUAGGUCUGUGAAGCCCCAGAUCCUCUCAGUGUUUGGAGAUAUUGCCCUGGCCAUUGGAGGGGAGUUCAAGAAGUACCUGGACGUUGUGCUCAACACCCUCCAGCAGGCUUCCCAAGCACAGGUUGAUAAGUCUGACUAUGACAUGGUGGAUUACCUGAACGAGCUGAGGGAGGGCUGCCUGGAGGCCUACACUGGCAUCAUCCAGGGCCUGAAGGGAGACCAGGAAAACGUGCACCCGGAUGUGAUGCUGGUGCAGCCCAGGGUAGAAUUUAUCUUGUCCUACAUUGACCACAUUGCUGGAGACGAGGAUCACACCGACGGGGUGGUGGCUUGUGCUGCUGGACUGAUAGGGGAUUUGUGUACAGCAUUUGGGAAAGAUGUACUGAAAUUAGUAGAAGGUAGACCCAUGAUACAUGAACUGCUAACUGAAGGAAGAAGAUCCAAGACGAACAAAACAAAAACCCUUGCUACCUGGGCGACUAAAGAACUGAGAAAACUGAAGAACCAAGCUUGACCUGUUACCAUUGGGAUGACACCUGAGAACCCCCACUGGAAAUCUCCAAUCUUUUGAAAAAAACAAAACAAAACAAAACAACCAACAAAACCAACCAAACCAACCAACCUGGAAGUGAGGAGUGUGCACGGAUGCUGAAUGUUUGGGAAUGAGAGGAUGAGUGAGUGAGGCUUGAAACACACCACCUUGAAAAUCCCGCCGCGGGCAGCGAGCCCAGCACGGACUUGGUGGAAAACCUGGAAAACCUGGCACCUUGGGAAGAGGGAAGGACCCGUUUUGUGUCCUAGUCAUGAGUCUCUUCUUCCAACAGACCAGGACUGGCUUCUCCGUGGUGGCCGGCACUGAAGGGAGAACCGAGGAGAAGGAAAACUUGGGAGGAGAAGGAAAACGGGGUUUGGUGCUUUUUGAGGUCUGGCUUGGGCUGCUGGAGAGAGAGAGAGAGAGAAUGAGCUGGAGCCUGGAUCUGCAGCCAUAAAUGGAGAGAAGGGUGAAGGAUUUUCAGUCUAGGAGUGAGUGUGUGUGAAUGAGCUGGUAUCCACAUUCUCAACUUCGAGUCAUUGCAGUUUAUCUUUUUCCCAAGAGAAACAAAAAAGGGGUUAGUUGUUGCAUUUCAUCAAACUAACUGAAGUUCAGUCUACUGAUGCAGCGUAAGAGAUGUAAAGCAAAAAAUACAUGAAAAAGGAAAAAAAAAAAAAAAAGAGAAAAAACAAAUGACAAAAAAAAAAAAAAAGCAGAGGAAAGUUGCUCUUUAGGGCUUUUUAUUUUAGGGAAACACUGACGAAUGUUCAGAGCUCCCGUUCUGAGACGCUUUUCAUGAUCUUGUUUCAUCAAAGCGCCUUUUCUUCCUUCAUAUUGUUCAACUGUGAAUGUAGAAAUGGGGGAAAAAAAAACCACAAAAAGCCCCUCUCGAGUCAAUGGGGAAAAAAAAAAUAAACCCCACCAAAAAAAAAAAAACAACAAACCAACCAAACCAACCCCCUCUGGCGUCAGGGGGAGCAGAAAGAAAUUGUCCAACGGGAUUUCAGGCUUAAAAACCACCACAACUAUCCAUGUGAAAAGUGCUCUGAAUUGGCAGUGAGAAGGCAAAGGGAAAAGAGAAAAAGAUCUCUCCUGACUUGUACUGUAGCAGCCCGAACAUCCACCCCCCCCAAAAUAAAAAAACAAAAAAAAAAUUGUGCCAAAGAGUUGAAAAACAAAAGACAAAAAACUUCAGGUAAACAUUUUGGAUUGCAAAAAAAUAAAAUAAAAAAUAAAGAAGGAGGAAAAAGAGGGAAAAAAAAGAAAAAAGAGGAGAAAUUCAAUGUUGAAACAAAAUCUGAUAAAAUGCCAUUUGGAAACUGCUUGGCCUUUUGUGCUCUUUAUUUGAUCCGAUUUAAUGUGGAAUCUUGGUCUCUUGCUGCACUUCAAAAAAAAAAAUCCACAAAAAACAAAACAAAACAGAAAAAAAGGAAAAAAAAAAAAAGAAAUUUAUAUAAAAUAUAUAUAUACUGACUUGAGCUACACGAGACGGCACUUGUAAAAGGUUCUAUUUUUCCACUGCAGUUGAAGAUUAAUAAAAUGGUGUCAAACAUUCCCCAAUA
Apus apus (common swift) is the source of this 4268-nucleotide messenger RNA. RefSeq names its product karyopherin subunit beta 1 (gene KPNB1). Gene Ontology annotation, biological process: protein import into nucleus. Gene Ontology annotation, molecular function: nuclear import signal receptor activity; small GTPase binding. The transcript has 22 exons. The record is from RefSeq and is a predicted model, not a curated record. The coding region runs from base 58 to 2688 and encodes 876 amino acids. Lineage: Eukaryota; Metazoa; Chordata; Aves; Apodiformes; Apodidae. Gene Ontology annotation, cellular component: cytoplasm; nucleus.